Tremella mesenterica DSM 1558 is the source of this 5265-nucleotide messenger RNA. RefSeq lists its product as uncharacterized. Gene Ontology annotation, cellular component: cytosol; nucleus. The transcript is spliced from 10 exons. NCBI's taxonomy places the organism in Eukaryota, Fungi, Basidiomycota, Tremellomycetes, Tremellales, Tremellaceae. The record is from RefSeq and is a predicted model, not a curated record. Bases 1 to 5265 code for a protein of 1754 amino acids. Gene Ontology annotation, molecular function: cysteine-type endopeptidase activity; cysteine-type deubiquitinase activity. Gene Ontology annotation, biological process: protein deubiquitination.
AUGACCCCACGGUCUUUAGCGCACCAACUUGUACUGAACGCUUCAGUUAAGCGAACACCUGGUCGACCAGCUCGAAAAUACAAAGAUCAGUCCCCAGGAACUCCCACAAAAGUUUCCAAGCGUCAGCUUAGUCAGGAUGUUAGUCUAGGUAGGGGUAAACCUUUAGAAAAGAGAGACAACAUAAAAGACCUUUUCACAGCUCAAGAUACCUGUGAUGUCCUGGACGCCUUUGAGGACUUCCCUUUUCACGGCUCUGAGGCUCAUCAGCUUGAGCAGAAACAGCUGAAAAAACAACAAGCAAUUGACAACGAUUACAUUGACAAUGGUGGUGAUAUCCUUGAACAAUUUCAGGACUUUGAAUUCACCUUUGACCGACUGGACAUGGAAGCAGAUGUAGAAGAGGAGAAAGAGCAAGAUAGACUGCUAGAAAAGGCCAAAGACGAAGAGCAAGAGGAACAGGGAGUAGCAACGGGGGCAUGUUAUGCGAAUAACACUGCGAAUCAGGGUUAUGUGACAAGCAUGUCCACCCUUUCACAUCCUCCAAGCACGCAAAAGGUUAAUUAUACCUCAAUUCGCGAGCAAGCUUUAAGGAAUCGAGCUAUCAUUGAGAUCGAAAGUACUCAGAUUCCAAUAUCAAUCCAGGAGCAGCAGCCAUCCACUUUCAACACUGUACGCACAAAAGCAAGCCUUGGUCCUGGCAUCACUGCAGUGAAGAACUUCUGUGUGCUUUCUGCGAAUGAUAUUGGUCAGGAUGAGCGUUACGAGGAGAUCGAGGUAGCUUUCCACCUUAUUCCUAAGGCUUUUGACAUGAUGACACAGGAUUACCUCCUCAGAUCACAGAGAGUAUCAGAUCAUAUCAAGGUGGAGUGGUUAGAUCCUCCAGGGCUUCACCCAAGUGACAUUCGCGGACGUCACGCAGUCUUCCAUGUCUCAGAUGAGGCCUUCGCAAAGGGUCCUGAUAAGUUGGUUUGGCGCUCGAGAUUCAAUUGCAGUGGUAGCUGCCAGCAAGUUCAAGCCCUACCUACCUCACUUCCAGCACCACAACGUCCAAAGAGAAAUCUACGAAAACGACAGAGGAAAGAGGAAAGGAGUGAGGGACAUGAGGGGAGUGAGGAGAGUGAGGCAAGGAAUAGAAAUGAAGGGAUAGAGGGGGAUGAGUGGGCUGAGGAGGAUCAGGGGAGUCUGCAGGGCAAAGAGGAUCCUGUGGAGACAAAAAGAACAACAAUUCGCAAACGAAAAUGCCCAUUGUGUGUUGAAGUGCGAAUGACUCCUAGAAGCAUUCGCAGAGGAUAUUGCACAAUUAUCCAGCCAUUACCUUCCUACCAUGGGGAUCCAAAACCUCUGAGCCUUCUCAGGAUAUCCUACCACAUGCGCAAUAUCCUUCAUGAUGCUGCGACACUGGUCGGAACGACCGAAAGCCGCCUCAAGCUUCGAUGGUUCACCAGUAUCUCCAAGCUCCAUCCUUAUGCGACUUGGUUGUCUGACAAUUGUCCUCAUAGGAUGCCCAAAGAGAGUGACUUUGCAACCGCCAUACGGACAGCAUUGAGGCAAGACAGACUGGACACUCUACCAUUGGCAGCUAUUCAAGUCCUCCACUCAGCAAAUCCAUCGACAUUCCUGAGUUGUGAAAUCCCUCACGAUCUUGUCCUUGGAGGAACUGAAGAGUUUCCCACCAAUGCCACUUUCCAAUUUGUGAUCAGCCCCAAACACGCUCUGCAAACUGCAAUUCGCCAUGCUCACGAAAGGGGACUAGCCAUGGACUCUUCUUGGAGGAACAAAAACGCUAUUCGCUGUCCAGUCACCUUCCUCACCACUGUCAAUGAGCACAAUCACAUGGUGCCAAUGGCUGUAAUGCUGUCAAAUCAUGCAACCACCGCGUCUUACACCCAUCUCCUCUCUGUCUUUCGAAAAGCUGUGGAAGAGGAAGCAAAAGCUCUUGUGAAUGGUACCUCAGAGGUCAUCAGCGAAUUUGAAGACAAGGAGAUUGUCCUCAGUAAUGCCAUCCUCAUUACUGAGGAUGGCUUCUGGCCCCUCAUGGUCAUGAUUGAUUGUGAUGCCGCAGAGCGAAACGCAGCCCAGACAGUUUUCCCAGGAACUCCUGUUGGUCGCGAGAAGACAUCUAGGUUCCUCUCAGCCCUUCGAAAGUGUCAGAGGUGUGAUGUGGAAGAGGAGUGGGAGGAAGUGUAUGAAGAGUUUGAGGCAGAUGUACUGGAGUUGUUGGACGGAGACGAAGAACAUUGGGAGACCAUUCGCACAUGGUUGAAUACUCAAUGGUUCAGCGAAAGCUGGCGCAAAUGCCUCAUGGAUUAUGGUCUUCCUCGCGAACACACAAGAGAUGGGCCGCUUUCUACCAACAACUUUGUUGAGGCAGCAUUCAGGACUUUUGACAGAGUUUUCCUACAAGCCCGAGCCAAUAAGCGAAUCGAUAAACUCCUUGCCGUUAUUGUUAACAUCUACUUUCCAAUGUAUCUCUAUUCUCCCCCAACCUCUGGUCGAUGUGAUCCCGACAUAACACAAGAGAUCCAGAAGGGUCUUGAGAUCUGGCAGCUGGGUCAGCUCAAGCAUUGUGAUUCGGAAGAAAUACCCAGCAGCUUGGAGCCUCUUAAAGAAACCUUCACCAUUGAGUCUGGCUUGCGAAAGCGAAACGCGCAUUACUGUGGAAUAAAGAAAUCCAGUGAUCGCGAAUACUGCUCGUGUGGGUGGUUCCAGUCUAGAGGGAAGAGAUGUCGAGGACUAUGGGCUCUUCAUUGUCUUACAACCUGUGGAGAGCUAGAGGCGUAUGAAGGACAGACUGCAGCAUAUGCAACGGCUUUGCGAAUGGGACCAAGGGAAGGGGUGGGGAAUAAGGGAACCACUUCGGCACAAGUUGACCAGGAGGAAUUGCGAAAGUGGUGGGGACACGAUCCGACAGAACUUGCAGACCAACAGUGGGAUACUACAUCUAGACCCAGUGGCUGUCUGUUAGUCAGUAUCGAUUCAAAAGAUCUUGAUGCAGAAACACCAGCGAAUGAGCAAGAAAUCAAUCCCCCCAUAGGUCGACGACAUAAAGCCAUGCGUUCUGAGUCAGAAGAAGGCUGCGAGACCCCCAAGAAAAGCGAAAGUCAACCAACACAGCCCAACAAAGGUGGCCGGCCUGCUUCCAACAAGCCUCUACAUCCGCACCGAAGUCAAAAGAAGAACAAGAGCAAUAUCCAGUUUCGUACUGAGCAGCUCCCCUUGCACGAAAGGCCAGUUGGGGCUAAGAACUACAACCAAACUUGUUUUGCUAUCAGUUUGUUCCAUAUCAUUCUGCGAAUUCCAUCCUUCUCAGCAGCUUUCAAUGCUAUCAAAGCCGAACUAAGGGUGGAAGUGUCCAGACUGGUGGUCAUGCUGGAGAACUUCUUUGACUGUAUCAAUGUAACCAGGCGGAUAGUAGAUAUACCCCAGAUGCUCCAAAUUCUCAGAGAUGAAAGUCUUGUGGACCAAUUUGAACAGCAUGAUCCUGUGGAGCUAUUCCUUUACAUUGCAAACAAGAUUCGAGAUAAUGUCACCAACGAUCCGGUAGAAGCUACAUAUGUCUUUGAUGUCGAUUGGCAGUAUGUGUUUGCCCCCUGUGGCCAUCGAUUACCCGUUGCGAAAGGUGAUUCCACCCAUGAGCGAUCCAUGACAAUUGUUCCAAUACAUCCAAGUGCCGUGCUAGGUUCCAGUUCGCACCAAACCAGUGUGGUCGACUUAAUCCAGCGAAGCUUGACUAGAACAUGCACAUCACGACAUUGCUUGGAUUGUGGACGAGUUUGUGUCACUAGAAGUAAAGCUCAGAUGACUCUGGACACCAACAGCAAGACAUCAAUCUUCAUCAUCAAUGUGGUCUGGAACCUUGGUCCACAAUCCAAUGUGAAUUCGGUCACGCCAUUUGUUCUCAGUCCUACUUUGUCCGCUUCGCAGAUUUCUGCUUUCCCUUCCACAACCCCUGGCAACAGCAACAUUCACUUCUCCUUGAAAGGUGUUCUAUGCCGGAAAGGUGCUAUUGUCACUGCAGAUUCUGGCCACUAUGUAUCCUUGAUUCAGGAGAAUGGUGUCUGGUGGGAGCUGGACGACGAUCGAACUUCAAGACUUGAUCUACUCAGUUCUGCUUUUCAACAGACUCGAUUUCCUGUUAUGCUCUUCUACCAAAGACAAAGCUCAGGAGUUACCACACCGCAUCCACCACGUAUUGAGAAAAUCAACACUGCCAGCUCCCACAAACCUCCUGAACUACCUCUGAAGCUUCUAUCUUGCUGUCGAUUAGCAGGUGAUACACAGGAGAUAUGGGAGCGAAUGAAUAAAGUUCCAUGGAGGACCCAACAGUCUGCAAAACCGGUGAUAUCUGCCAAACCUUACUGCGAAGUUGUCCGUCUAUCACCAGAAAUCAUUAGUAGUAUGUCGAAAGAGCUAUCACAAGCAAAGCCAAAGCAAGCAAGUGUGAAUGGCAAGACCAAAGUUGACAGUCAAGCAAAGCUGUCUCUCUUUGGGGAUGAAUCAGCUAUCUCUUCGGUGGUCUUAUCUCAAACGCUGGGUAGCGAACAGGCAUGGUAUUCGAAUUUCAUGAUAUAUGAUAUACUUCGACUUCUCUCAAAGUUGAAACUACAAAAACGUAGUAAAGGAAUUAUGAAGGAUGAUGUUAAUUUAUAUCAGAUGUUUACAUUCUUGCAUCUAGAUCCAGGGAAGGAGUGGACAGGUCAACGAACAGGGGGUAUUCCUUGGUCCUGCUUGGGGAGGACUGGCGAAUGGAGAAAGAGAGUCCUAGUUGGUGUUGUUUCGCUGGCCCCUGAUACUCACUUUGGAGCGAUGGUCAUCUUUGGCCCUCAGAAAUUGGUUCUCAUGUUUGAUGGUGCAGGAGGAGCUUACAAUUCGCCGGCUUUUACCAAGCAAUGGCCAGUCCUCUUGGAUGAACGACUAUCCUGGGAAGUUCAGAAUGGACUUGCAACAGUUCAAGAGGUCUCUGGUUGGGAAGUUCUCCAGGCCCUUGGGUGGGCCGUUCAGGUCGAUUCGCACAGCUGUGGCCCACUAGCAGCUGCAGCUGCAGGCCUUUUGCUUCAAGGAAUUCCUCCUACUGCAGCUGUCUUAGGUUUGAACAGUCCUCAGCUGACUCAGGCCGAAUCAAUCAACUUGCGAACCUGCAUUCUUCAAGUGAUUCUAGCUGCAGCCUCUCAAGAUGCUGUGAAUCAAGAUCUGAUAUCCAUCAAAAUAUGGAAAGAGCUAAGUCCUCAUCUGCCUUCACUUCAAGAACUGCUAGAUAGGUUGUGA